Neolamprologus brichardi is the source of this 753-nucleotide messenger RNA. Lineage: Eukaryota; Metazoa; Chordata; Actinopteri; Cichliformes; Cichlidae. The record is from RefSeq and is a predicted model, not a curated record.
AUGAAAGAGACUACAGUUAUGAUGAUGGUCCUGUCAGGACUGUUUUACUUACCUGGCUGUUUUCCUCAUCUUUACAACCUUGUUGAAUAUGGAAAAAACUGGGCCGGAGCUCAGGAAUACUGCAGGAACAAGUAUACUGACCUAGCCACUGUACAUAAUGAGCAAGACUUGGCCAAACUGAGGAACCUCACAAAAGGGCUUCAUAAUGUGUGGAUUGGACUUAUACCUGACACUGAAGCAUGGAAGUGGUCUCUGGAAAACCAGAAUUACUAUGGUAAAGGGGAGACUGAGUUCAGGAUGUGGAAUGACGGGGAACCCAAUGAUUUAGGACACCAUAAAGUUUGUGCAGCAAUGCUUGAAAAUGGGAAAUGGGCAGAUGUAGAAUGCAACAACCAACUGCCAUUCUUCUGCUACAAUAAAAACACAUCACGCUUCAUAUUUGUGAAUAUGAAUAAGACCUGGGAGGAUGCUCAGAGCUACUGCAGAAAGAACCACACUGACCUUGCUAGUGUGAGAAACCAAUCUGAGAAUGAAGAGCUGAAAAAGACAACAAUGAGUUCCUACACGUGGAUUGGACUAUACAGGAAUUCCUGGAAGUGGUCGGAUGGAACUGCACAGUUAUUAAACAACUGGGCUCCUGAUAAACCAUCCAAUAUAGCCACAAAUGCAUGUGGGACUAUAGUUAAAGGCAAGUGGGACAACUAUGUUUGCAGUGCACACUGGUACUUUGUCUGCUAUACUGGUGAGUUCUGA